Molecule: messenger RNA, 1650 nt
Organism: Henningerozyma blattae CBS 6284
Lineage: Eukaryota; Fungi; Ascomycota; Saccharomycetes; Saccharomycetales; Saccharomycetaceae
Gene: SIF2
Product: Sif2p
Exons: 1
Coding region: 1-1650 (549 amino acids)
Biological process (GO): regulation of transcription by RNA polymerase II
Cellular component (GO): Set3 complex
Molecular function (GO): transcription corepressor activity; protein binding
Source: RefSeq, a predicted model, not a curated record
AUGAGUUUAACCAGUGAGGACCUUAAUUAUUUGAUAUGGCGUUAUCUUCAAGAAACUGGGAACCAGUUAACUGCAUUGGCUUUACAAGAAGAAACAAGGGUAUUAGAGUACGAAGAACGAUUAUGUGAUAUGAAUGAUAAGAAUAAAAAUAGUAAGAGCGAAAAUACAGAUGAGAAGAAUUCAGGCUCUGGUUCAAAUGUAACAAAUAAAAAAAAAGAAAAGACUAUAAUAAGAGAAAGUGGUGUACCUAAAGGUGCUCUAGUGAAUCUAAUUCAGAAAGGUAUAUUGUACGUAGAGGCUGAAUUAUUAGCGGAGGGAGAUCCAAGCAAAAGAGAAGCUCUACAUCCUGAAGAAUUUAGCUUAUUAAAGGCCAUUCAAUUGGAUAAAUCAUUGACUGAAGAAAUACCUGAAGAAAAAUUAUUAGAAAUGGAAAAAGAGGAUGCAACAAAGUUAAGUAAGAAAAGUUCCAAUAAUGAUACCAAUGAUAUGAUGGAACUCGAUUCUGCAGAUGAUAUAAGUUCCCAAAUGAAAAUUACCAAAGUAUCAGAUAUAAUAGAAUAUGCUAUUGAAAUGGUGAGAUAUAACGAUUCUAAGGAGAAUGAGAACUGGGCUAUACUUGCAUGUCAUAGUGAAAAUAAUGACGAUUCUCAAUUAAUUAUAACGAAAAGUAGUAAUGAGAAAGUUAUUACACGGACUUCAGUAACAAGUCAUAUAAGUUGUAUUGAUUGUUCACCAAAUUCUUCAGAAAUGAUAGUUGCUGUGGGGACUGAAGCAGGUACUGUACACGUUUGGAAACUUACUAGUGAAAAAAACGAUGGCCAAAAAGAUGAUAUUCGUUUACAAUUGGUCAAUGUUUUAGCUGCUCAUGAAACAUCUAUAGUUCAAUUAAAAUGGAGCUUAACAGGUGAAUAUUUGGCAAGUAUUGAUAUAUCUGGUAGAAUAGUUAUAUGGGAUAGUAUUCAUGGAACACCUGUAGGUCAUAUUAUGGGUAAUCCAUCAUCUGUUGUAGCAGGUGCAGUUGCCUGGGUCGAUAAUACUCGUUUAGGGGUGAGUUUAUCGCAUGGUAAACUAGGUGUAUUUGAUACCACUGGUGAACAGUUGGGAUCCUUGUCAAUAGAAACAGAAUCAGAAUUUAUUCUGACUUGUUUUAAUACUACAAAUAGAAAAUUAUUAACUGGUACUCAGGAUGGUAUAUUACAAAUAUGGUCUGGUGGUUCAUUACAUCCUUAUUUGAUCUUAAAAAAUAAACUUAAUAUCAACAUCCCAUUACUAGAUUGCUUUUGGGUUUCCAAUGGUAAUUUCAUAAUAUCAAUCACUGUAGAUGGUAGCAUCAAUAUAUGGGCAAUAACGGGUAAAUUAUCUGGUGAACCAAUUGCAAUGACAAAUAUCGAUUUAAGAGAAAAAUAUGUUUUUGCAACUAAAUUGUCGCCAAAUGAAAAAUAUUUGGCCAUUGGUUUUAAUGAAGGAGGCAUUAAUAUCUAUAGUAUUCAUGAUAUAAUAUUGAAAUAUCGAGAUAAAUCCACUACUUUAGAGAUACUACCACUCACAAUCAAUUCAGUGGCUGAAUAUGAAGGUGGGAGAGUUGACUGUCUAGAAUGGCUGGAUGAUGCUUCCUUACUCUGUACUAUUAAUAAAAAACAAUUUUACUAA